AUGGCUGGAUUAACACCACAACCUCGAUAUAGCUUUGCCAUCGUCCCGGGGGCAUCGCUUCCCUCGCAAUCUUGGUGGCCGGAGCUUCACGCUGUGAUCAACGCCGCUUUUCUCAACAAGAAUUACUCCGUCUUCCCGCCGACCUGGACACGGCUGGACCCAGACCCAGCCAAAGGGGCCGAAGGCUUAUCACGGGAGCUCGGCGAUUACGGACAUAUGGUUAUUGCGUUCUCGGCAUCGAACAGCCCGGUCGCCUGUACCGGUUGGCUGCCCUACAGAGGCGAGAACUGGCUCAGCAAGGUCGACUCUCGAGGCACUUCGAAAGUCGAAGCGGUACCUGUUUCCAUAGACUGGGAGGUAUGCUGCUUCUGCGUGCAUCCGUCUGCGCGUGGGCAAGGUCUUGCUCGCCAGCUCUUGGCCGAGAUGGUCAGCGACAUCAAAUCUAGAGGCGGGACGCGGCUAUUCACAAACUAUGCUGUGGACGAAACCGGCGGUUUCUGGACGAGGCUUGGGUUCGAAGUCCAACCUGGUGCGGGCGGGAUACUAGCCAAAGGGUUCAAGGUCGACCCAGACAGGGAAGGGCUGAGAGCAGACAUUCACUUCAAUAUGGGCAUGCGCACGUUAUGA
Neoarthrinium moseri is the source of this 627-nucleotide messenger RNA. RefSeq lists its product as uncharacterized. Gene Ontology annotation, molecular function: acyltransferase activity, transferring groups other than amino-acyl groups. The coding region runs from base 1 to 627 and encodes 208 amino acids. The transcript has a single exon. NCBI's taxonomy places the organism in Eukaryota, Fungi, Ascomycota, Sordariomycetes, Amphisphaeriales, Apiosporaceae. The record is from RefSeq and is a predicted model, not a curated record.